AUGACCUGGGAAAGGCUGAUUGAAAUAUUUCAAUCCUGGCCUGAAUUCUUCAAACGUCUUGAACUUGUAAAAUGGAACUUCGACGGAUGUGAUUGGAGAUGGCAGAAAAAAUGUUCAAAUUUGUGCGAAUUUGCAAUUACAAGCCCUCCUCAAAUUCUAAUCCCUGACAUUUUGGGCACUGAUGAUGAUGGCGAAAUCACUUCAAUGCCAUACUUUUACUUUCACCCAGAUAAAUCAUCGGUAGUGUAUGAUAGGCCUCCUCCAGUUGUAAUCCAAUCACGGCGGUGA
Molecule: messenger RNA, 288 nt
Organism: Entrophospora sp. SA101
Lineage: Eukaryota; Fungi; Glomeromycota; Glomeromycetes; Entrophosporales; Entrophosporaceae
Source: the annotation of a GenBank genome assembly